Messenger RNA from Rotaria sp. Silwood1, 324 nucleotides. The record is from the annotation of a GenBank genome assembly. Lineage: Eukaryota; Metazoa; Rotifera; Eurotatoria; Philodinida; Philodinidae.
AUGGAGUUACAGCCACCACUUUAUAUGCUCGAUGAAAAUUCGGAUAGGUAUAAAGUAUUAAAUAAUGUUACCUUGGCUUCUAAUAAUGAAACAACAAAAGAACAGCAAUUGGUCUAUUUUACUACUCCAGUAAACAUUCAACCGAUUAAUAAUACUCAACCAUACGUCUGCUUGCAACAAUUGGCAAAUAGCCAGAUUGUCAAACAAUAUUCAGUAGCUAGUCUAAUUGUUCAUCAUCAACUCCAACAACAACAAUUAUCGUCAAAUAACAACAUGAUGUCUGCUUGUGCACAACAACCAAUGUUACAUUUCAACAUGACUUAA